GGAGAGUGACAUUUGUAGAUAGAUUAGGAAUAAAGCGCGUGCAGCAGCCCAUUCUGCUGCCGCCGCCCGCAUGCAGCCUGCCGCGCGGCCCCACCCCUGCUUCUCUUCUGCCCGACUCCCUCAGGAUAUUUUUAGCGCUGAUGAUGUGCCCUGUCAAAUCACGUAACGGAAACAACCUCAGAGCUAAGAAGCAGAGCCGCUGUGGAGAGCCCGCUUAGCUCUGUGUGUUUUAUUGUGAUCUGCAGGAGGAGGCCGCGGAGGAGAUGAAAUUUGAAAUGAAUUUGGCGUUUUGCGUGUUGGUGGUGCUUACCGGCUCAUCGCAGACAAGAGGUCAGAGCAGUGCUUUGCCUCCUGUCUUCACCCUGGCUGCCGACGAGAGUCACACUGGAAUCUCAGCAUCUCCUGACCUGACAGAGGAUCCUGGGAACAAGUUCUCACAGCGGACACAUAAUCCUGCAAGCGAGGACGAAAUCUCAACUGAAACCUUUACCAUUGCCAUGACUGAAGGGACAGUCCAUUCAGAGACUGGGACAGAUGCAGAAUAUAAAACACACACAAGCUCUGCAGAGGCCACAUCUCAACACACGACUGCACCUGUCGCCCUGACUUCACCUUCAGUCGAGAGCACCACCCCUCCGCAGCAAAUCUCCACCACUGGAGGCAGAGCCUCUCUGACCACAGAUGCCCUCGCCACCUUUUCAUCUCAGCCAGCCCACACAGAGCGGGAUACGAGCUCCACAGCCCACGCUUCCACCAUCCAGCCACAGUCUGAAUCACUGACCACAGCCACCAUGCAGCCGACAGCAACAGGAUUCCCUCUGACCUCAGCUCCAGGCCAGGGUCCUGCUGGGCCAACACACCACGAGGUCCCGCCUGAGCUUAAUGUUGGAGAUGAAGACCUCAAGGGGCCCCGCUACCGCUCAAACUCACCUCUAGACCCCCUGCUGGCUGGCCUGCUGUCAGUGUUCAUCGUCACCACUGCUAUCGUCUUUGUCGUCCUCUUCCUCAAGUUCCGCCAGCGGACAAACCACCCAGAGUUCCAUCGGCUGCAGGAUCUACCAAUGGACGAUCUGAUGGAGGACACGCCUCUCUCCAGAUACACCUACUGAGGGAGUAUCCCAUCAGUCACUUCCACUACUCAGAGAUCAGACGGAGACACCAAAGGAAGACCAGCGUGGACCUGAGAAGAGCCUUUGACUGGAAUCAGCUGCAUCUCUGCAGACGAGUUUUGGAUCGGUGAUUAAAAAGAAAAUAUUUAUCAGUGGAUCCAUGAGAAGGAUCCAUAAAGUCUUUCAAAUGGGAGGUUUCAGAAGCACUUUUUUCCACAUUCCCUUUAAAUUUCUGAAGAGCUCCAGUCUAGUGGAAACUAUAUGUUUGAGUUACAGUGCCUCUGCAGCCCUGACUGACUCCCCAUGUAUGCACAGCACUUUAAUGUGGCAUGAAAGGUCGCAGUGCCCCCUAGGGGACAUCUGAGGUAAUGUGGAUCAAGGUUGCAUUAAUCCUCCUGUAUAAAUAAGACAACCUCAGGUUAACCAGCGAGAAAUAAGAGAGCAAGAGACACGUGGGAAAGUUGCCACUAUGCCUAAAAUGAUUAAGAAAUAUAAAUUAUGACCCCUUUGGUGACCAAAUGUAAGUGAAGUGCACUUUCAAAUUGCCAGGUGGCACAUGUUGUCUUAAAGCUGAGGUCUUGCAGAAAAUCAACACAAAAAUCAGAAGAAGGGAUUUUACAAUUCAACAGCCAUAUCUGUGGAAAAUCAGACACAGCAGUAAUCUUACAGAAGAAGCCACUCACACUAAUUUAUCAUUAAGUUACCCCAAAUUACAUGUGGAAAAUAUUUAGUGUCGUUGCCUUUUAAUGUGUAAUUACACCUAUUAUGAAUCUUUUGUCAACAUGGUCUGAUGCUGGUAUAUAAAAAUUUGGUUAUUCUGUUUCCAGUGACACUGAGAAGAGACCUAGCUACACUAAAUAAACACUAACAUGAGCAAAUUGUAAAACACACUAUUAUUGUUAAAUGUGUAGUAAAAUGCCUAUUUAUAAAGAAUGUAUUUGUUUCUGCACAAGGUGUUUGUUCAGAUGCUUUAAGUGGAGACAACGAGAAGAGGCACAGAGUUUAGAUCGUUGUUAUCUGUAUCUGUAUUAGCUGGAGUAUCAUGCAAACGUGCUGGAACUGAGCUGUUGUAUCACAGUUUUUAAACUAGUGUGUUCUGAGUUACUUUGCUGUUAAGUGCCAACAGUGAUGUAUGAUAAUAUGCCAUUGAAAUGUGGACUGUAAAAAUGUAUUGAUAUUCAGAUUUCCUGUUUGAUAAUAAAAACAGAAACCAAAAUUA
Messenger RNA from Epinephelus lanceolatus (giant grouper), 2328 nucleotides. NCBI's taxonomy places the organism in Eukaryota, Metazoa, Chordata, Actinopteri, Perciformes, Serranidae. The record is from RefSeq and is a predicted model, not a curated record.